Molecule: messenger RNA, 852 nt
Organism: Stylonychia lemnae
Lineage: Eukaryota; Ciliophora; Spirotrichea; Sporadotrichida; Oxytrichidae
Source: the annotation of a GenBank genome assembly
AUGCAAGAAAAAAAUAUUGAAAAGAAUGAUUAUACUGUUGUACUCUUGGCUAUGAUAACUGGGCUAAUAGUUAUUAUUGUAUGUGCAGUAAUUAUGAUUGCAUACACUAUCAUUCAAAAUAGAAAUCUAAAGAAGCAACUCCUGGUCGCCAAUAAAACUUAAGAUAUAAAUGAAAUAACAAUAAAAGGCUAAGAAACAAAAAAUAUUUCCACAAUGAGCAAGAGUGACAAACACAAAAAAGGAGAGUAGCUGGAAGAGACCUAGAAGCUCAAUACUUUAGAAUAGAUUGAGUUUGCUGUAUAAGAUUUUAAUGAAACUUCUAAAGUAACUAUUUUAAGUGGAAUUUGUUUUGUAUGCUCAGUCACUCUGGCGGAAAAUGAUGAUGAAUUUGCCAAGAUUGCAGUUAAGAGACCUUUUGAUAGAUAUUUUAGUGUUCAUUUAGAUUGUAUUAAGGAUUUUAAUUCAAGACUAGAAAAGUAAGAGGACAAUAGUUUUAUAUUUGACAAUGAAAUAAAUGAAAAGCCAUAGAUUGAAGUAGAAGGGGAAACUUUAUCUGGCCGUAACAAAGACAACUUGUUGCAUGAAAGAUAAACAAAGAGAGAUUCUGAUGUCAGCAAAUAAUCUGCAAUUAUUCCUAAUUUGCAUUUGCUACCUAAAAUUCAUGCUACUAAUGCUGAAAAAAUCUAGCAAACAAAAAAUCAAGAAAAUCAGCCUAGAAGACACAGAUUCUUUGGGCAUCUUCAACCAAAUCAGAAUUAAGAGUAAAGUAGGUCAAUUCAAAGAUAAGCGAAUCCCAGAGGACCUUCAAACCUUUCAACACGAAAUAUGCUCAAUUUUAAGUUAAAAGCAUGA